CAGUUUAAUCAUUUCUCUUGACUGACGGUUUUUAAGUAUUUGCUUACAGAUAAAUUUAAGUACCUAUUUUGUUUUUCAAUUGCCAUUAUUACAUGCUAGAAAACAAAUCUUUAUAUAAAUUACGGCAUGACUGAAAUACCUCCUAACUUCGUUAUACCUACGAUUAAUUGGCAGGUACCUACUUUUUUAAUAGUAACUGGCGCAAGUCGUGGUUUAGGAGCAACAAUAGCUAAAGAAUUUUCGAAGAAACUUGUUGAAGGUAGUUAUGUUUUGAUAAUUGCUCGCGAUAAGACUAAGUUAGAUGAUGUAAAAGCUGAAAUUGAAAAGACCAGCGUCGUAUUUGUUGAACGACUCGCAAUGGACUUAAAUUUACUUGAUAGCCCAAGCUAUGAGCAUUGUUUUAGCAAAUAUACCCACUAUAAUUUCAGACAAGCUAUAAUUGUGAACAAUGCAGGUACCUUAGGAGAUAUAUCGAAAACAGCUGUUCAAAAUACAAGUGGACCAGAUAUUAAAAAUUAUUUCGAGGUGAAUCUUCUUUCAGCUAUUUUUAUAACAACUGCAUUUCUGAAUGCAUUUAAAACUGUUGAGCGAAAAAUAGUACUCAACAUUUCUUCCUUGGCUGCUAUUCAACCUUUUAGAGGAUGGAGCUUGUAUUGUACAGGUAAAGCAGCAAGAGAUAUGUACUUUCGUACCUUGGCUGAAGAAGAAAAAGAUAGUGUUGUUGUUUUAAAUUAUGCACCUGGUCCUUUAGUAACAGAUAUGUUGCCUCAGAUCUUGCGAGAUGCUUUGCCAGAGAUUAAGCAACAAUUCCAUGAAGCCCAAAUGCAGAAUAGAUUGCUUACAACUGAGUACACUGUUCAAAGAUUGAUUGGAAUCUUAGACAGAGGGCGAUUCAAAUCAGGGGACCAUGUUGAUGUCUUUGAUGUAAAUUACUAAACUUUUGUAUAUUUUUUGAAUGAAACAUUCUAUUUAGUGCCAUUUUAUAAAUUACAGUUAGUAAUGAAAAAUCAAAAUAAAUGCAUUUAUUUUUUAUUGAAAAUUAAAUUUGUAUUUUAAGACAGAACAAAAAAUGAAAUUCCAUUUACCUUUAUUUUUUGCUAAUAAAAA
This is a messenger RNA of Argiope bruennichi, 1107 nucleotides long. RefSeq names its product sepiapterin reductase-like. Gene Ontology annotation, molecular function: sepiapterin reductase (NADP+) activity. The transcript is spliced from 3 exons. Bases 127 to 936 code for a protein of 269 amino acids. The record is from RefSeq and is a predicted model, not a curated record. NCBI's taxonomy places the organism in Eukaryota, Metazoa, Arthropoda, Arachnida, Araneae, Araneidae. Gene Ontology annotation, biological process: tetrahydrobiopterin biosynthetic process.